Messenger RNA from Austrofundulus limnaeus, 1839 nucleotides. It is a transcript of the gene kctd4, whose product is annotated as potassium channel tetramerization domain containing 4. The transcript has a single exon. Gene Ontology annotation, molecular function: protein binding. Gene Ontology annotation, biological process: protein homooligomerization. The record is from RefSeq and is a predicted model, not a curated record. The coding region runs from base 315 to 1091 and encodes 258 amino acids. Lineage: Eukaryota; Metazoa; Chordata; Actinopteri; Cyprinodontiformes; Rivulidae.
UGACGCUGUUUGCACACCCACUCUUAAAGAGAGAUAGGAGAGAGGAGGGACACAGAGCGGCACGGAGAGCCAGUCCGUUCACAGCUCCGACUCCACCGGAGCUCCUCUGCCAGACGGCGCUCGUCCAAACCUGACACAUUCCACUCUCACCCCGUAACAGCUGACAGCACGUUCUCCGUUUCCCAGCUGCACCCAGGAACCCACAUCCAAAAGAAAAGACAAAAAAAGGGACUUGAUUAGUUUUGCGGAGGAGCGAAGGGACGCCAGCUCUCGGCGAGGAGGCUGGGUCGAGGCUGGAGGGGGGUGACUGGUGAAUGGAAUGGAACCUCAGAAGGAUGGAAAGUGAACUGAGGCACGUCAACCCGGACCUGCUGCAGCCCAGCAAGAGCUUCAAGAAGCCCUCGUCAGGCACCAUCACCCUCAAUGUAGGGGGGUUUCUGUACACCGCCCACCGGACCACCCUUUCCAAGCACCUGGGGUCCUUUCUGGAAGAGCUAGCCAAUGGUAAAAAGGCCGUUCAGCACACCGAUUCCAUGGGCAACCCCUUCGUCGACAGAGACGGGCCAGUUUUUCGCCACGUCCUGAACUACCUUCGAACCGGAGAGCUGCAGCUGCCAGAUGACUUCCGGGAGGCGGGGCUCCUGCGGCGGGAGGCCGACUUCUACCGCCUGAGUGAACUGGUGGAGGCCGUGUCCGAGUGGGAGAGUCAAAGGGCUGCCCAGCGGGAACCGGCGUUCUUGGAGGUGACCGACAGCCACGAGCGGUCUCAGGGCCUCAAGGUGUACUGCAGCGACUCCGGCUUCAUCGACAAGGUCAAAGGGCGGCUGGUGCAGAUCUCCAAGAGCCGCCUGGAUGGCUUCCCCGAGGAGUUCGUGGUUUCGUCCAACGUGAUCCAGUUCCGCCACUUCAUCAAGUCGGAGCCCGGCUCGCGGCUCGUCCUGAAGGAGGACAGCACGUUCCUGUGCACGCUGGACUGUCUGAAACUAGAGACGGUGAUGCUAGCACUAAAAUCAGGCUUCAAGCUGGUGACCAGCCUCGACAGCAGCAAAGGCUCGGUGGUGGCGGCUGAGGCUCUGCACUUUGUCAAAUAAAACUAGACAACAGGAAUAAGAGGAGGAGGAUAGGCAGGGAAGGAAAAGUUUACCGACUGAUCUCACAUCCAUCUGAAACUAAGGUGUUGUAAUGUGUCAUUUGGUAGGAGAUGGAGACCAGGUGGGUUGGACUGUCUCAGAGGACAAUGUUUGUAUCUUUACUGCAAAGUGGUGGUGUAUAAAUAAAAUUAUGAGUGAUCGUUUACAGCAGAAUGACAUUUUGACAUUUGCACUGCUUUGUAUUACUAGAAUAUCAAAAUAGCCCAGUUCAUCUUUACAGAACAGACUAAAGACGAGCCCACAAGGAGUCAGAAGACCGACAGCUUUACCAAUAGAUGGUUUCUGCUUUAUCAAUGGCUGCAAAAGCCCUCACAACCAACCGCCAUGUGCACUGUUGUGCCACUCAGCUUUUAUAACAGUCUGUGUGUGUGUGCGCGUGUGUGCGCUUCUUUGGUGUAAUGGCUUGGUGUUUGGUUUAUUAGUCUCGCUGGAGCCUGAAGGGAAAUGCACAGCUCUGUAGGGUUGAUGACACAGACACACACUUCACAUUCAACUGCUUGGUGCAAAGGACUGUGAUUUUAUUUUAUUUUAUUGUCGUUUUUGUUUACGUAAGGGCUUUGAAUCCAGCAUGAUGCAUGUGCACUGAAUAAACAGUGUGUUUGUCAGCGCUGUGGGCCUCGGUGUCACAACUAUUACUUUUAAAUGUGAAUAUUUUACAAAUAAACUAAUAAAAGUGAGACAAACUCUU